Aureobasidium musti is the source of this 1500-nucleotide messenger RNA. Lineage: Eukaryota; Fungi; Ascomycota; Dothideomycetes; Dothideales; Saccotheciaceae. The record is from the annotation of a GenBank genome assembly.
AUGGCCCCUCAGGAUAAGGCCGCUGCUGGUCCAGCUGGAGCCAAUGGAGCCGUCAAGAAAAAGCGCGUCGUCACCACUGCUGCAGACAGAGAAAGGCUCAAGCUCAGGAGCGAAGACAUCAAAUGGAAUGCAGCAAAAACUCCCGAAGCAAAAGCCUGGAUCAAUUCGACCAGACUGUUGAAGGAGUUUCUCGGGAAUGGGGAAGACGUUCUAGCUCUCAAAGUCGCUCCGGGUACGAGACGUGACAUGUGGGCCAAGGCCGAUGCCAUGGGUCUGCAUGUCGAAAUGUUCGAUACACAAGCACGCAAGGAUGGACCAACUGAGAGCUGGAUUGUUCUUGGUCGAGUAGCCUCGAGGAUGGCGGUUGCUGGCAAAGUUCGAGACAUUCAGCGUCAGAACAAGAGACAGCUUCAAGAAGCCGAAGAGGAGGCCGAGAACGAUGGCGAGGCAGAUGCUGGAGCUGACGAGCCUAAGAAUCCGGCUGACUUGAUUGAUCCCUCUCUUCGCGAACAAAGAGCCCCCGUGGCUCAGAUGAUGCUGCCUGGUGCUCAGCAAGACGUUCGCCAGCAAUUGCCUGCUAUUGAUUACACUUCGAAGAAAACCAGCAACAACAGCACCAAGGCUGCUCAGACAAAUCUACCAAAUGCGGACAUCGAGGCUGCAAAACAACUUAGUGUUCUCAGAAGCCAAGAUGUACCAGCAAGACCAGUCUUCCGAAAGGACCCUAGGGAACAAGAGACAACUCCCAAGAUGUCAGGUGCUCUGCCUCAGGAGACAAGCACAGAGCAGCCUGUCACCGAAGAAACCACCAAAGAAACUACCGAGGAUGAUCGUAUCGCCAGUUGGGUCUCACAACAAGCCCAAUCAGCCCAAACAGAAAAAGACAUUGUCGACCCGACCGGAAUCUGGAAGAUCUCCUGCGCAGCCAUCGCCGAACAACUCGGUUCCUCAUCUCCCGAUUUGACCCUCACAAUCCACCUCGAACCAACUCGACCCCAAAGCGAUAACGACACCGACGACGAGUCUCCCGCAACCAUCACCGACGACAACCUCCCCGACUCUGCCGAACUCACCGAAGCCCAAAAAGCACGUCUGGGAACCUACCAGCUGUGGGCUACUUUCAACAUGGGUCUCUAUCAAGGCAUUAUCCGUUUUAUGUCUCCUACAACUGUUAGAGCUAAUCCUACUCCGCGCACUUCCUUUGAUCUCUUGCCUACCCAACUUCCUUCUGCUGAAAACCGCACUUUCCAAUACAAGUGGCGAGGCCGUGAGACCUCGGACUCAGAGAUCUCAGUCGAGGCUGAAAAUGCCACUCAAUUCAUCAGAUUCGAGGAAGACGGCGUCAAGUUGACUGGCGUGUUCGAGUGUGAGUACUUGGGCGAGACUGGCUUCGAAGGACAAAAGAUUGGCGAGGGAGAAGCUACCAAAGGACACUUGGGUAAAGCAUGGAGUCAAGUUAGUCCUCAGGCUCAUGAGUUAGAAGCUCAGCAGAAGGCGUGA